AUGAUAUCAAAAUCAAUUACUUCUACCACAUCAAAAGAUUCCAAGAUCCCUACCCCUUCAUCCCCCAACACAACUACAAAAAGUUACAGUCCAUCAUCGCCUGUUAUAAGUAAAGUCACUACAGAAGAAUCUUCAAAACUACCAACCUCCCCCUCAUCAAGUAAUAAAACUAUUUCAUUUUCAGCGCCCACUUCCACAACUAAAAGUACUAAAUCAAAAUCAAAAAAAGUUAUUCAACCUCAAGGACAUACUAAGACAACAAUCAAAAAAACUAAUAAUGACGACAAUAAUAAAUUAGCAAAAGGUGGCGAUGAUACAAAGGUCACAAGAACAGUAGUAACAGGAGAUGAUGAUGACACAACAAUCAGUGGUGGAUCAAGAAUUACAAGGACUGUAAUAGUAGAAGGUGAUGACGAUGACGAUGACGUUACAACUAGCGGAACAAGAACUUCCAAAACUAUCAGAAGAGUAGUAGUAGAAGGUGAUAACGAUAACGAUGACGUUACAACUAGCGGAACAAGAACUUCCAAGACUAUCAGAAGAGUAGUAGUAGAAGGUGAUGACGAUGAUAUAACUAGUGGUGGAUCAAGGAUUACAAGAACUAUAAUAGUAGAAGGUGAUUCUGAUAACGAUGACGUUACAACUAGCGGAACAAGAACUUCCAAGACUAUCAGAAGAGUAGCAGCAGAAGAUGAUGACGAUGAUAUAACUAGUGGUAGAUCAAGGAUUACAAGAACUGUAAUAGUAGAAGGUGAUUCUGAUAACGAUGAUGUUACAACUAGUGGAUCAAGAACUUCCAAAACUAUCAGAAAAGUAAUAGUAGAAGGUGAUGACGAUGAUACAACUAGUGGUGGAUCAAGAACUUCAAGAACCAUAAGAAAGGUAAUAGUGGAAGGUGAUGAUGAUGGUAAUAUUGAUUACGAUGAAACUAGUGUAAUAGUAGAAGGUGAUGAUGACGAUAAUAUUGAUAUUAGUGGUGGAUCAAGGACUUCGAAAACCAUAAGAAAGGUAAUAGUAGAAGGCGAUGAUGAUGGUAAUAUUGAUUACGAUGAAACUAGUGGUGGAUCAAGGACUUCAAAAACCAUAAGAAAGGUAAUAGUAGAAGGUGAUGAUGAUGGUAAUAUUGAUUAUGAUAAUAUUACAACUAGUGGUGGAUCGAGAACUACGAGAACUGUAGUAGUAGAAGGUGAUGACGACAAUACAACUAGUGGAAGAUCAAGAACCAUAAGAAAAGUAAAAGUGGAAGGUGAUGAUGAUGGUAAUAUUGAUUACGAUGAAACUAGUGGUGGAUCAAGGACUUCAAAAACCAUAAGAAAGGUAAUAGUAGAAGGUAAUGAUGAUGGUAAUAUUGAUUAUGAUAAUAUUACAACUAGUGGUGGAUCAAGAACUUCAAAAACUACAAGAACUGUAAUAGUGGAAGGUGAUGAUGAUGGUAAUAUUGAUUAUGAUAAUAUUACAACUAGUGGUGGAUCGAGAACUAUGAGAACUGUAGUACUAGAAGGUGAUGACGACAAUACAACUAGUGGCGGAUCAAGAACCACAAGAACUGUAGUAGUAGAAGGUGAUGAUGACGGUAAUACAAAUAGUGGUGGAUCAAGAACUUCAAAAACUAUAAAAACUGUAACAGUAGGUGAUGACGACAAUAUCGAUUACGAUGAUAUUACAAAUAGCGGUGGAUCAAGAACAUCUAAAACCAUAAGAACUUUUACUAGUAGUAGUGAAGGUGGACCAACAAUAGAUCAGUCUGAUGAAGAUGAAUUUUUUGAAUCCAGUACCACCACCACAACAACAGAUAGUGAUGGAACCAAAACUAUUAAAACCACAAAAUCUUAUAAAUAA
Entrophospora sp. SA101 is the source of this 1839-nucleotide messenger RNA. NCBI's taxonomy places the organism in Eukaryota, Fungi, Glomeromycota, Glomeromycetes, Entrophosporales, Entrophosporaceae. The record is from the annotation of a GenBank genome assembly.